Molecule: messenger RNA, 6368 nt
Organism: Cheilinus undulatus (humphead wrasse)
Lineage: Eukaryota; Metazoa; Chordata; Actinopteri; Labriformes; Labridae
Gene: arhgef6
Product: Rac/Cdc42 guanine nucleotide exchange factor (GEF) 6
Exons: 22
Coding region: 147-2465 (772 amino acids)
Molecular function (GO): protein binding; guanyl-nucleotide exchange factor activity
Source: RefSeq, a predicted model, not a curated record
GUAUAGAGACAACGUCGUCCUUCCUUCCCCCACCGCCUCUUUUUUAACUUCUAGCAGAAGUGCGGAUGUGAGUUGCAUAUUGAUACGGAACAGGCCGCCACUUUUUAAAGCAAUGCGUGCUUAGGCAAUGAUCAUUUUGUGGAGCUAUGAAUCCAGAGGAGCAGACUGUAACGUGGUUAAUAUCACUAGGAGUGCUCAGCUCGCCUAAAAAGAACAUAGCGGACCCGGAGGAGUUUUUGAAAACAUCGCUGAAGGAUGGGGUCGUCUUGUGCAAGCUCACGGAGAGGCUCAUACCUGGUCUCAACCCCAAGUAUUGCCAGGACCCGAGAACUGAAGCGGACUGCAUUUCCAACAUCAGGGAGUUUUUGAGAGGAUGCUCAUCCUUGAAAGUAGAGGGGUUUGAACCAGAGUGGCUCUACACUGGCGAGAACUUUGGCAAGGUACUGACCACUCUGCUUGCAGUCAACUUCGCCACACAAGACUGUGCUGCUGAGAGGUCAUGUCAGCAGUCUGGAGCUCACUCUCCUAGCCAGUCGACGUCGUCACACACUCUCUCCUCUGCCAAAUCCAAAGGCUCCCUGCGAAGACAAUCCAAAUCAGUGGAGAUGUCUGAGAACGGUGGCGGUGGGCAGCUGAUGGUGAAAGCCCGCUUCAACUUCAAGCAGAACAAUGAGGACGAGCUGUCGUUCAGUAAAGGCGACCUGAUCCUUGUGACGCGGCAGGAGGAAGGAGGAUGGUGGGAGGGCACGCUCAGCGGCAAGACGGGCUGGUUCCCCAGUAACUACGUCAGAGAGGUCAAACCUUGUGAGAAGCCAGUGUCUCCCAAAGGAACCCAGCUGACAAAGAACUACUACAGUGUGGUUGUGCAGGACAUCUUGGAACAUGAGCGGGAGUUUGUUAAAGAACUACAAACAGUACUCAGCUGUUAUCUACGGCCGCUGCAAGCCAGUGACAAACUGAGCAGUGCAGACAGCACCACCCUAUGCGGAAACCUGGAGGAGAUCCUCACCUUCCAGCAGAGUCUAUGUGUAGCCCUGGAGGAAUGUACCAAAGUCCCAGAGGGUCAGCAGCGAGUGGCAGGCUGUUACUUAAACAUGAUGUGUCAGAUCAAGACCCUGUACCUGGCUUACUGUUCCAGUCAUCCCUCAGCUGUUUGCAUCCUCACAGAUCACAGUGAGGAGUUAGACAAGUUCAUGGAGAGCCAGGGAGCCAGUACUCCAGGAAUUCUGACCCUGACUACCAGCCUCAGUAAGCCCUUCAUGAGGCUUGACAAAUACCCCACGCUGCUGCAGGAGCUGGAGAGACAUGUGGAGGAAGCCCACCCUGACUAUGCAGACAUUAUAAAGGCUACAGCAGCAUUUAGGAGCCUGGUGACACAGUGUCAGGACCUGCGAAAGCGCAAGAACCUAGAGCUUCAGAUCUUGUCAGAACCAGUGCGGGCCUGGGAGGGAGACAGCAUGAAGAGCCUGGGUCACGUCGCCUACAUGUCCCAGGUCCAUGUGAAAAACGGGUCCAGUGAGGAAAAAGAGGAGCGCUACUUGAUGCUUUUUCCCAAUGUGUUGGUGAUGCUCUCCGCCAGUCCUAGAAUGAGUGGCUUCAUUUAUCAGGGAAGGCUGCUGCUGACAGGUACCAUGGUAACAAGACAUGCCGAGGAUGCUGACAGCGCGCAGUUUGCUUUUGACAUCACAGGAAGCAUGAUCGAUCGCCUCACAGUGUUCUGCAGCAGUGCCCAGGAGCAACAGGAGUGGCUUGAGCACCUUCAGCCUUUUACCAAAGGAGGCAGCCCUGCAGGCACUAUCUCAAAGACCGUAGAGGGGAAAUCACUGAGUAUGGUCGGCCCCCCCUCUCACCUGUCCCACCUCGGCAGCCUCAGCGCUAUCAGCCGUGGCCCGCUGGAACCGCCCAAGAUCAGCAAGCCCUGGUCGCUCAGCUGCCUGCGCCCUGCACCCCCCCUCAAGCCCUCUGCUGCUCUGGGAUACAAAGAGAGGAUGUCUUAUAUCAUGAAGGACUCCAGCAAAAGCCCUCGGCCCAUGAAGAAGUUCUUGCCUGGCAACAGGAAGAAAGAGCGGAAACCCUCCGAUGAUGAUGUACAGACCAGGAAAAGUACGGUGGCCCUGGAGGAGGACGCUCAGAUACUGAGAGUGAUAGAGGCAUAUUGCACAGGAGCCAGCCUGCACCAGAGCACCACAGUGCGGAAAGAGUGCGUCCCUCAGGUGCUUCUGCCAGAGGAGGAGAAGAUCAUUGUGGAGGAGAUGAAGAGUAACGGGCAGACUGUUAUUGAGGAAAAAAGCCUGGUUGAUGCUGUUUAUGCUUUAAAGGAUGAAGUUCAUGAACUGAAGAAGGAAAACAAGUGGAUGAAGCAGUUUCUGGAGGAGGAGCAGAAGUCUCGCAAAGAGCUGGAGAGAGUGGUCCGAAAACUGGCCAAGCAGAAGAACGACUGCGCUUGGGAAGACGGCGGCCACUGAACACAUCCAUUCAAUCACCCUCAUCCUGAUGUGGCAGUGCGUGUGUGAGUGCAUGGGUAAAUUUUAUGUAAGCAUGCUUGGAGAGGAACAGAGGGGUUUAAGUUUGCGUGAGUGUCGAGUUCAUGUUUUCAUAUUUCAACAUCAGCACACGGCAGAGUUGGAUUCGCUAGCUGGGCGAACCCGCUCCAGGUUUUUUCUUCGCUGCGAACGCUGGAACAUGAUGUGACACUGAUGAAAUCAAAUCUGUCUUCCUGACAUAGCCUCUCACUUUGAGACUCCAAUCAUGCCUCUUCACGAAGCAGCUAAAGCUAAACUCAGACUGAUCAAGUGGGACAUUUCAUACAUACUGCCUCCUGGCUGCUGCACUGUGAACACUCCUCAGCUGAUGGAGCGAUUUUAGGACGAGGACAGAUGGAGUUCUCCGCUGCUUCUUUGCUUCAGAUGGAGAAAGAAAAGGAGAAAGAAGCCAUUGUUUUCUCUUGCAUGCACUUCUGUUGCUAGGAGGACUGAUUUUAUUCCCUUGACUCAUUUUUUGGUCGAUGACAUUUUAUACUUGUCACAGCGGGGAGAGAAUUCUUUGAGCUUUCAUGAGCAUGUGUGACUAGCUUUUGACAGCAUUCAAGACAUUCAUAUUAAAAUUUUCAAGGAUAUUUUGUAGGCAAGUUGAAUCAGGUUAGCUCAUCAUGCAACAUUCAAUCAUAAAAACAAGCCUUUACGGUUUAUUUAAAACUGCAUGAAUGUACAGUGUUCCUACAGGACAAAUUCUGCAUCAGAAAUGUGAUAAUCAAGAUAUUCAGAUAUAUAGUCCAAAGCUUUCAGGGAUGAAGCUUCAUUAUAGAAUAGAAAAGGCUUAAUUAUAUCAUUUAUUAUAGAGGCAAUGACAUGACAAAGAUGUCACCCUUACUUUCUUACUAAAAUGUACUCGUAUGACAGUUUAACAUAUUAAAAACAUAGCCUUGCAUUAUUUUAAAUUUUAAGAUAUUCUUUAUUUAUUAUACACCCAAACAUUAAUGUGGUGUUAGCCUUUCUAGAUAUAGUUUUGCUGCCUUUAAAUGUUAUUUUAUAAUGUGUAAAGGCAAAAAUUCUGACUGUUUUGACCAAGGGAAAAAAGUCUUUUUUUUCUUCUUCACAGAAUAGGAAAAAAUUCUGCAAUGUUUUUGCUUUUUUGCAGCCUACCAACAGGUUUAGAUAUAGUCAGACCAGGGAAACAAAAAGAGAUUUAUUCGAGGAUGUAAAGUGGAGCUCAGCUGUUUUAAGUGCCUCCCAAAAGGGUCAAUAAACUUUUAAGAGAGUUAAAGACUACACAGGGACUAAAUGGAUGAUUCAUUCUGAAAGUGUCACAGUUGGUUUGUGUUAGUAUCUCAACAGGUUCAAUCCGUCUGGGUCUGAAUAAUAUGCAGGGCUUUGCUUACUUAAUUAGAUGCACGGAGAACCCACAACGGUACAUUUCCUCCUCUUGAGGUUAUUUUUGUGUGCACUGUCGACACUGUUGUGUACUUUUGCUGCGCUGUAGAGCAGCAGUGGAUGUUAUUGAAAUGCAAUAAGUGACUGCUUUACUGGCUGGGUUUGACUCAGCAUUAAAGGCCAGGUUUAGAGACUUUGCAAUAAUAAUAAUUGUGAGUGAGUUAACCCAAUUUAUUAACCAAAAAGGGCCAGACUGUGUGGUUCUACCACCCCAUCGUUUGGCCGUGUAUUUUUUCCUUUCCAUUUGCCUUUAUCUAAAUAUGUCUUCUGGUAUCGACAAUUGUCUAAAAAUCCUGUCCAGGGCCAAGUUACCUUUAAAAAUGUAUCUGUGGAGGUGCACAUCUGUACAGCGCAGGGUACGAGGCAGCACAGGUACACCUCCGACAUCUUGUUUAAGGGAACUCCAGCAAGAAAGAGCUGCUCAUGAAGCUGCUAGAGCCGAUUUAUGAUCACUGUUCCUAUUUCUGUACAGAUGUGCACCUCCUCUACAUAUGUCUCAUUAUGAGUUGUCUAUGGAGAUUUAAAUAAGUCAUGUAUUGGUAUUUUAAAUUGUCAUUAAGUAUCACAAACUUUAGAUCAGUGGUUUUCAACUGGCCCCGAGUCAUUUUCUUUUUUAAGGUUAUUUUGGGCAGUUUAAUUUAAUUUUAUUUUAUUUUAUUUUAUUUUAUUUUAUUUUAUUUUUUUAGAUCUUCUCUGGGUAUUUCACCUUUAUUUGAUAGGAAAGAGAGUGGGGCAAGAUGUGCACCAAACAUGCGCCAAGAUCAGAAACCAGUCAGUACAUUUAGGACCACAGCCUCUGUCAACAGGUGCCCGCUCCAUCCACCAAGCUGCACAGGCGUCCAAAAAAUGGAGAGGCAUCUGGCUGCGAACCUCGACGGUGAGGCAUUUUUUGGCUCAUCUGUUGCAGACCUCUAUAAUUUGGCCACAUCAACUGUAUAUAGGUAGUGAUGUAGUAACCCUUGUUGAGUUUUUCCUUAGUUUGUGGUGUGUUUUUUUUUUUAAACUUCAUUUCCCUCCCUCUAAUCCUUACUCUAAGCACCUGAAACCUAUGGUGCCUAACCCUAACCCUUACCCUAAGGUUAGGAAAAGGGCUAGAGGGAGGGGUUAUAAAAUUUAAAAAACCCACCAAUAACCCUGGUGUGUUAUUUUUCAAUUUUAUCCCCCUCCCUCUAACCUUACCCUAACCUUCUUUGGGUUGUCCUUAGUUUGUGGUGUGUUACUUUUAAUUUUAUCACCCUCCCUCUAAUCCUUACCCUAACCUUAGGUGGUUAGGGUUAGGCACCCUUGGGUUCAGGUGCCUAACCCUAACCAUCUUUAAGCUUCCCUUAGUUUGUGUUUUAAAUUAAAAUUCAUCCUCUCAGUAAAUUUUCGAUUUUUAUUCAUAAAUUUCUGCUGUUUCAAAAAAUAGCCACUUACCAUAACCUCUGACAGCAAGCUGAAAAUAUACAUCAUUCUGGUUAUGGCUUGGGUAAUGCGCAUUACUUCCCACUCCUCGGUCACAGUUGCCCCAUUGUAGAGGUCUGCGACGGAUGAGUCCAAAAUGCCCUACCAUAAAAAUCUGCAACCAGAUCCUCUUGCACACCAUAGGGUGCCUAAUCCUAACCCCCCUAAGGUUAGGGUAAGGUGGGGGUAAUGGGAUUAAAGUUGAAAGUAACAAACAACAAAAUACAAAAGGAACCCAACAAGGGUUAGUACAUCACUUCCUGCCCCAUGGUCGAGGUUGCCCCUGUAGAGGUCUGCAGCAGGUGAGCCCAAAACACCUCACCAUAGAAGUCUGCAGCCAGAUGCCUCUUAAAUUUCAUGGUAACUAACCCUAAUCCUUUUUUUGACUUUCCUUAGGUUGUGGUGUUUUAAAUUAAGAUUUAUCUCCCUCAGUGAAUUUUUUAUUUUUAUUCAUAAAUUUCUACUGUUUUAAAAAACAGCCACUAAUCGUAACUUCUGACAGCAGGUGGAAAAUAUACAUGAUUCUGGUUAUGACUUGGGUUAUGCAAAUCACUUCCUACUCCACAGUCAUGUGGCCAAAUUGUAGAGGUCUACAACAGAUGAGUCCAAAACUCCCCACCAUAAAGGUCUGCAGCAUAUCCUUCAAAAUAAAAGCGCGAGAUAUUCUUUCUGCCUCAUUCAUUUCCAGGCACACUUUAUUUUUCCCUUCGCCCACUGAAAACGGCUCUGCGACCCACUUUCGGGUCCUGGCUCACCAGUUGAGAACCAAGAUUCUAGUUUUAAAUUCCCAGCAGCCUCAGUGAGCACUUACAGGUGGAGGUGGACUGAGCACUGCUUAGUUUAUCUGAAAUGACGUCUCCAGACCACUGUGUGCGUGUGUUUUAUUGAAAGGUUGUUCUAUGCAAUUAUUGUUGCAAGUAUUGUAAUGCUUUUUUUUCUAGACACUCUGUACUUUGUGUUUGGUAUGUUCAUUCUUUUAUUAAAGAUUUAAUAUAA